Molecule: messenger RNA, 734 nt
Organism: Emys orbicularis (European pond turtle)
Lineage: Eukaryota; Metazoa; Chordata; Testudines; Emydidae
Product: lysosomal-associated transmembrane protein 4A-like
Exons: 1
Coding region: 16-705 (229 amino acids)
Cellular component (GO): lysosomal membrane
Source: RefSeq, a predicted model, not a curated record
GCUGUUGCCACCGCUAUGACAUUCAAGGGGAGCCGGGCCUGGGACCGUUUUUACAGCACCCGCUGCUGCGGUUGCUGCCAUGUCUGUACCGGGACCAUCAUCCUGGGGACAUGGUACAUGGUGGUGAACUUGUUGAUGGGCAUCUUGCUGACUGUGGAAGUGACCCACCCUAAUUCAGUGCCGACUGUUGACAUACAGUAUGAAGUCAUUGGUAAUUACUAUGGUUCUGAGAGAAUGGCUGAAAACGCUUGUGUUCUCUUUGCCAUCUCACUCCUCCUGUUCACGAUAAGUGCAAUGAUGGUGUAUGGAGCAAUUGCUCACCGAGUGAGCUGGCUCAUUCCACUCUUCUGUUACCAGCUCUUUGUCCUCAGUUGCCUGAUUGCCAUCCGUUCUCUUACUUACAUGCCAAGAAUCAAAGAGUAUCUGGAUGAGUUACCAGAUUUCCCUUACAAAGAUGACCUCCUCGCACUUGACUCAAGCUGUAUUUUGUUCGUUGUCCUGGUGUUUUUUGCCUUAUUUAUCAUCUUAAAGGCCUAUCUAAUUAACUGUGUAUGGAACUGCUAUAAAUACAUCAGCAACAGAAACUUACCUGAGAUAGCCAUGUACCCUGCAUUUGAAGCUCCUCCACAGUAUGUCCUGCCAACUUAUGAAAUGGCAGUGAAGAUGCCUGAGAAGGAACCCCCACCUCCUUACAUACCUGCCUGAAGCAACUGUGCUUAUGUUAGUUAACAUCU